CCAGGUUGGUGAACCGGUGGUGUUGGUCCAGCGGAGUGUAAACCGGGUUCUCUCAUCCUGCUGUCAGCGACUUGUUUUAGACGCUAAGCAGCACCGGGAGGUUCGUGGAGGCUGCUGGCAGGCUGCGGUUCUUUUUUGGCCUCCAAGCUCAGUUCUGUUGAGGAGACGUUCUUUUCCUGAUCCCCGACGGCAGAACCAUGAAAGCUUUGAUCCUGGUGGGGGGGUACGGGACCAGACUGAGGCCCCUCACACUGAGCGUACCCAAACCACUGGUGGAGUUCUGCAAUAAGCCCAUCCUGCUGCACCAGGUGGAGGCCCUGGUCAAGGCUGGUGUGGACCAUGUGGUGCUGGCCGUGAGCUACAUGUCAGAGCUGCUGGAGAAAGAAAUGAGAGUCCAAGAGAAAAGACUUGGGAUCCACAUCUCCCUGUCUCAUGAGAAGGAACCACUGGGGACAGCCGGACCCUUGGCUCUGGCCAGAGAGUUGCUGAGCGUGGACAAUGAGCCGUUCUUUGUCCUGAACUCAGACGUCAUCUGUGACUUCCCCUUCCAAGACAUGCUGCUGUUCCACCGGAAUCACGGCAAGGAGGGAACCAUAGUGGUGACGCGGGUGGAGGAGCCCUCUAAAUAUGGGGUGGUUGUGUUUGAGGCGGAAAGCGGCAGGAUCCAUCGCUUCGUGGAGAAACCUCAGGUGUUUGUCUCCAACAAGAUCAAUGCUGGCAUGUACAUCUUCAACCCCAGUGUCCUGCACCGCAUUCAGCUGAGGCCGACGUCCAUAGAGAAAGAGAUCUUCCCAGUCAUGGCAGAGGAAGGGCAGCUGUAUGCCAUGGAGCUACAAGGGUUCUGGAUGGACAUUGGACAGCCUAAAGACUUCCUGAUAGGGAUGUGUUUAUACCUGCAGUCUCUUCGACAGCAAGCUCCGGAGAGGCUGCGGACAGGAGCCGGCUUUCUCGGGAACGUUCUGGUGGACCCGUCGGCUCAGAUUGGAGAGAAUUGUACCAUCGGUCCCAACGUGACGAUCGGGGCCGGGGUGGUGCUGGAGGACGGGGUGAGGAUCAAACGCUGCACGGUUCUGAAGGGGGCCCGGGUUCGGUCCCAUUCCUGGCUGGAGAGCUGCAUCGUGGGCUGGAGCUCCUCCGUUGGCCAAUGGGUGCGUAUGGAGAACGUGACGGUCCUGGGAGAAGAUGUGAUCGUAAAUGACGAGCUGUACCUGAACGGCGCCAACGUCCUGCCCCACAAGUCCAUCACAGACUCAGUACCAGAACCACGCAUCAUCAUGUAGGACUGGGCCAGGCCUUCCAGCAGAACACAACACAAUUCGGCGCCUUCAUGCAAACUUUACCGACAACACAUGCUGUGCCGGAGGGAGAGAGGGAGGGAGAUGGAUGUGGGAUGGGGAUUGAAGAGAAACAGAUUUACUAUGCAUUAACACAAGCAAAUAGAGGAUCAAUGAAUAGAUUUAAGUUUGACCAUAAAUGUUCACUGGCAGCCAUGUUGGCCACAGCCCUGCUCUGUGGUAUCGGUACCAGGUGGUUCUCUGCUCCAUGGUGUAGGUACCAGGUGGUUCUCUGCUCCGUGGUGUAGGUACCAGGUGGUUCUCUGCUCCGUGGAGUAGGUACCAGGUGGUUCUCUGCUCCGUGGUGUCAGUACCAGGUGGUUCUCUGCUCCAUGGUGUAGGUACCAGGUGGUUCUCUGCUCUGUGGUGUAGGUACCAGGUGGUUCUCUGCUCCGUGGUGUAGGUACCAGGUGGUUCUCUGCUCCGUGGUGUCAGUACCAGGUGGUUCUCUGCUCCAUGGUGUAGGUACCAGGUGGUUCUCUGCUCUGUGGUGUAGGUACCAGGUGGUUCUCUGCUCCGUGGUGUAGGUACCAGGUGGUUCUCUGCUCCGUGGUGUCAGUACCAGGUGGUUCUCUGCUCCGUGGUGUCAGUACCAGGUGGUUCUCUGCCCCAGGGUG
Molecule: messenger RNA, 1951 nt
Organism: Lampris incognitus (smalleye Pacific opah)
Lineage: Eukaryota; Metazoa; Chordata; Actinopteri; Lampriformes; Lampridae
Gene: gmppb
Product: GDP-mannose pyrophosphorylase B
Exons: 10
Coding region: 198-1280 (360 amino acids)
Biological process (GO): cell wall mannoprotein biosynthetic process; GDP-mannose biosynthetic process
Cellular component (GO): cytoplasm
Molecular function (GO): GTP binding; mannose-1-phosphate guanylyltransferase (GTP) activity
Source: RefSeq, a predicted model, not a curated record